This is a messenger RNA of Dicentrarchus labrax (European seabass), 3958 nucleotides long. RefSeq lists its product as uncharacterized. The coding region runs from base 196 to 1401 and encodes 401 amino acids. The transcript has 7 exons. The record is from RefSeq and is a predicted model, not a curated record. NCBI's taxonomy places the organism in Eukaryota, Metazoa, Chordata, Actinopteri, Moronidae.
AAAACAGCACGAUGUACAACCUGCAGCAGUUCAUCCUCAAGCAGGAAAGGGCUGAGUCCUGUCCACCACCUGCAGAAGGCUCCACCACAUCUACUGCCUCCUUCAACAUCAGGCACUCUAGCUCACAGGACGAAGCCACCGGCUACUGUUUCUAGACCUGCAGAGCCGGAUGACCCCACUGUGACUGCUGCGUCUAUGAAAGCCACAGCGAAGGCCCUGUUGCCGGUCCCUCCCCAGCUGCUCGCCAUUGCCCCAGAGCUCGGGAUAAAAGAGCAGGAGCCCCAUGUGUUGAAACAAAAUACAUCAUCCCCACAGAGUAUUGCCCCUGUGGAAGCACAGGGAGACACUGUCCAUGAUGAAGCUCCACCAUGUCCAGCGCCUCCUGUCAGGCAGCCAGCAGCCCCAGUCCCAGGCCACGAUCAGGAUGUUGCACAGUGGAACUGCUCCCAUCAGCAGAAGAUAUGGAUGAAGACUGAGCUCGAGACAUUGGGUCUGUGGCCAGAGUCACGUCCAGUAAGUCACCCAAUGAACAUGAUUUCCCUGUGGCGCUGUCCACCUCAGCCUGAGCUCAUAGACUCAAUUACUGAGCUGCCUUCGCCCAAAUAUUUUCAGCUCCACCCAUUCUUCAUCUGGAAGCAUUCAAUCAUGGAAAGGGUGAGGAAUAAUUCUGUCCUGCCCUGUCUUCAUGGUUGUCCAAACCCUCAGGUAGCUUCUUCUGGUGUUGGAAGGCCCAGAGUAAUCAUUGGCACCAGUGGUCAGUACUAUCUUUUGGCUUCACGGCUCACCUGUAAAGCCUGUAAGAGGUACUGGCAUGCUGACAAACCCCAAUGGCUGGAGAUGUUGCCAAAGCGCUUUAACAACAUUGUGCCAGCCUUCCUGACGCACAAAAAAGCCAUCUGCAAAUCUGUGAUGGAUGAGCUGAGACGCAGUGGCAGAUCUCCAGAGGACAUGUCCAAGCAGCUGACAGAGGCAGUCCAUCUUAAAUAUGAGAGAGCUCAUCUGGCCUACCUGCUGAGUGUGCAGAACAUCAGGGAUGCUGAGGAAGGAGUCUACGGCCAGAGAACCACCACUGGGCACCUCAGAGAAGCAGACACUCCAGUUUCAUUCGGUGGGUAUUCAGAUGCUGAUGGCUGGCGGGGAGUGUCUCUUUCUUCACACUACCUGGUCAACUGCCUGGUCCAGGAGUAUCAGAGGCAGGAGCAGCUCCUCACACUACUGCUGCAGGGGACCUUUGGACAGGCACUGAGGUCGGAUCACACUCGGAAAGUGGCAAGGAAGGUCGUGCUGUCGUCUGGCACCAUGUCUUCCUACGCCAUCAUGAACGAGAACUGGAUGAUCCUGAGCUGGGUGAUGCUGCAGUCAGAGAGUGAUCGGUCCCUUUAUCCGGUGUAUGAGAACUAAGACUAACAUACAUUUGUCUUAUUUCAUCCGUUUAUUCUAUUUUGCACAGUUUAUUGUGUCAUCUGACUAAUCUGAGAUACAAAUAUAAAGAAAUAGAAUAGAAAGAUAUCGUUUUUAAAAUAUUGUAAAUAGAUUAACAGUCUUAUAGUGUAUCAUCAAGUCUCAAGUAUUUUUCAACUGUAAUGAAAUGUUAGGGACUGCUGUGCUGCCUUCAAGGUCCCGGACCCCAGAGCUCAGGAACACCUGUCAUGGGACUGCUGGAAGACCACAGAGGUUAUUAUCACAGAGGCCACCUCUGGAAACCGAAAGACAUUUGCAUAAAGUUAGACUCGUUUCAUUGUAUGCGCUGGUUUACCAGAGAGUGUGUGUCAGAGCAUCAUCCUCUGUACAACUCUUUCUGCCAGCUCCUCUCUGCAGCCUUUCUCGUUGUGGACCAGGGGGAUCUCGAGAGGCUGAAGGACGCUUACAUCUUCUGUGGAAGACUUCCUGCUAAUCCAACCAAGCAGCACACGAGAGAUCACUGCAGGACAAAGGUGCCACAGCCCAGAGAACUGCUGCAGAGAGUGGAAGACGUCCUCCAUCACUUCCACCAGGCAAAGGAUGUGAAUGGUGUGCUCCUGUUUAAGGCCUGGCCCGGGGUGGGGGAGGGGAUCCUCUACAGGUAAGGUGGCACCUUACAGCUUAACUACACCAAGGGCGAAGGAGCGGCUGUACCUGUUUGGAUCCCUGUUAGAGGCACAUCUAAGCAGGAGGGCUUCCACUGUCACCAGGCCCAGUGGGUGACAGGCAACCGGGUGUCCACUGAGCUCUUCCAGGCCCAGGCCAUGACUGGAAUUGUGCGCUGGAACUUUCCACUGAAGCAGCCUGAUGUGGAGCUGCCAGCUGUGUUUGACCCUGCGCUCAUUUGGGAUCUGAACGCAGCCUGUAAAGGGUGACAGGGGUGCCAACAUACCCAACCCUGCACAUAUCGAACAGGGACACAAGGGAGAGAUUCGAUUUGCAGUAUGUGGAGCCAGGCUGUCGUCCUGUUGUGUUAAACUGGGACAAACACAAGACACAGCACAACCUCUCUGCUGCUGUAGCCGUGGAGACACAGCUGCACUCCUCUGCCCAGGAUGGAGUGCAUAACAUUUCUGCUGCUGUCGCGGGCACAGACUCUCAGGAGACCAGUGAUGGCGCUGCCCAGGACGACCCAGUGGGAGCAGUGCCGAUCCUCUGUUUCCAGCCACUGAUACCAGCAUCUGCCACAGCCAAAGAGGAGACUCACUCUUUGAUGGAUACAGACUUGCCAGGGGUAGCACCACUUCCCAUAUCCUCCUCUCCUCGAGCUGCCCGCACUGGACCCAUAAAGACGCGAGGCCUGGUUCAAGUCCUGGACCACGGCCGGUGGACGACCCCCAUGAGAGCAGCCAUUGAUGGGCUUCUGGCUAAACACCAUGGAGCCAAAGAUAUCCUGAAGAGGGUGGAUGCAGAAUAUGCUGCCAUGGUGCAGAGAGCAUGCACUGACCCCAACAGCCUCCUUCAUCCUACCACAGGCCAACCUAUCUCCAGAUAUGUAAAGCAUCUGGCCAAGCUCAAGAACACCAGCUCCUCUCUCAACACCAGCCCAGAGAAGGUUUUGGAGACUCAGCAGCUGUGGCAGAGUUUGACCACAGGCAGCCAAACAGUCAGUUUACCAGUCACAACCCUGCCUCCUGCGACCAUCAACCCUCCAGCUGUGGCUCCCCCCGGAGGAGUCACUGAGCCGGGCCACAGUGGAGAAGAUCGUGACAGAGAUCCUGGAAAAACAACAGCAACAACAACAGCAGAAGAAAAAGGUGACCAGAAAUUGUUUAUCCUGUGGUCAGCCAAAGUCCAGGUACCUUGGCGAUGGAUCCUCUGUUCACUUUUUUUCCCAGUCCACUGAGGUAAAGUAUUUUUACUGCUCCACACGGGUCUUUAAAAUGUAUGGAGAUAAAGGCCUCAAAGACCACAGGAUGUCUUUUGAGGACUUUGCUGCCUCCCCAUUUUCUGACCGGGAGCUUGAGGCUGCAAAACAGAGGAGUGCAGCGUGGAAGAAGGUGGCAGAGGAGAGGACAAAGAGGAAGUCUGCAGUGCAGCUUCCAACAGGUCGCCUGUGCAGAUUCUGUCACCAGCCACUGAAGCAGGGUCCUGGCAGCCCUCAUGUCCAUGCCUGUUUCCCUGACAUCCCAGGGAAAUACAUAUACUGUCCCUCCAGAGUGUUGUCCCUUUACAAGGACAGGCGCAUGGCAAAGGAGAUGACCUGGAUGGAGUUCCAGAAGUCUGACUUUUUUGAGGCAGAAAGGGACCGAUGGGUUUCAGAAAAAAGGAGUUGAGGAGAGACUAAUGGAGACUAAUAGUUUCAUAAUAUUGUAUAUAUGUUUACACUUUUUACUAAAUAUAUUCUGUACAUUUUUAUUGUUCCUUUGUUUACAUGUUUACAUAUUAUUUAUCUUCAAUGUCAGCUUUGAUUUUGUGUGUUUAAUUAUUCAGCUCGUGUGUAUGUACAAUAAAAUAUCAUGAAAACAUGACUGACUUUCUUUACUUGACAGGGUUA